Orycteropus afer afer is the source of this 1149-nucleotide messenger RNA. RefSeq names its product SRY-box transcription factor 8 (gene SOX8). Lineage: Eukaryota; Metazoa; Chordata; Mammalia; Tubulidentata; Orycteropodidae. Gene Ontology annotation, molecular function: RNA polymerase II cis-regulatory region sequence-specific DNA binding; DNA-binding transcription factor activity, RNA polymerase II-specific. Gene Ontology annotation, biological process: enteric nervous system development; negative regulation of transcription by RNA polymerase II; neural crest cell development. The coding region runs from base 1 to 1149 and encodes 382 amino acids. The record is from RefSeq and is a predicted model, not a curated record. Gene Ontology annotation, cellular component: nucleus. The transcript has 4 exons.
AUGACGCCGCCCCGCGUCACUCCCUUGCGGCUGCGGCUGCCUCUCGCCCCGGCCGCGAAGACUUGGGGUGGUGCGCCAUUGGAGGACGGGUGCUCCGGCCCCCGUCGGGAUCCAGAACGGGGGAUGGUGCAGCUCGCGGGGCGGCCGUUCCGUCGCCUCUCCGCGCUUUGGCUGCUGAGUGAGACCGAGAAGCGCCCCUUCGUGGAAGAGGCGGAGCGGCUGCGGGUUCAGCACAAGAAGGACCACCCGGACUACAAGUACCAGCCGCGCCGCAGAAAGAGCGUGAAGGCCGGCCAGGGGGACUCAGACUCCGGCGCCGAGCUGGGCCACCACGCGGGCGGCAGCGCCUUGUACAAGGCCGAGGCGGGCCUCGGCGACGCGCACCACCACAGCGACCACCCCGGGCAGACCCACGGGCCACCCACCCCGCCCACCACCCCUAAGACCGACCUGCACCACCCAGGUGGGGGCAGCGGCAAGCCAGAGCUGAAGGUAGAGGGGCGCCGCCUGGUGGACAGCGGCCGCCAGAACAUUGACUUCAGCAACGUGGACAUCUCGGAGCUGAGUAGUGAGGUCAUCAGCAACAUGGACACCUUCGAUGUCCACGAGUUCGACCAGUACCUGCCCCUCAACGGCCACUCGGCCAUUGCCGCCGAGUCGGGCCAGGCGGCCACUGGCUCCUACGGAGGUGCCUCUUACUCGGGGGCAGCUGGCAUGGGGGCAUCCCCGGUGUGGGCCCACAAGGGUGGCUCGUCAGCCUCGGCGUCGCCCACUGAGGCGGGCCCCCCGCGGCCCCACAUCAAGACGGAGCAGCUGAGCCCCAGCCAGUACAGUGACCAGUCCCACGGGAGCUCACCCAGCCGCGCCGACUACGGCUCCUACAGCGCCCAGGCCUGUGUCACCACGGCCGCGCCCGCCGUGUCCGCCGGCUCCUUCGCCGGCUCGCAGUGUGAUUACACUGACCUGCAGGCUUCCGGUUACUACGGUCCGUACCCCGGCUACCCGUCCAGCCUCUACCAGUACCCUUACUUCCACUCGUCCCGCCGGCCCUACGCCUCACCUCUGCUCAACGGCCUGUCCAUGCCGGCCGCCCACAGCCCCACCAGUAACUGGGAGCAGCCUGUGUACACCACGCUGACCCGGCCCUGA